This is a messenger RNA of Meleagris gallopavo (turkey), 1368 nucleotides long. Lineage: Eukaryota; Metazoa; Chordata; Aves; Galliformes; Phasianidae. The record is from RefSeq and is a predicted model, not a curated record.
UCCCCACGGAGCACAAUGUGCAGCUGGGCCAAGAGCAAGAACUCCUCAGAGAUGCCAGAGACCAUUACCAGCCGAGAUGCUGCUCGUUUUCCCAUUGUUGCCAGUUGCACCCUUCUGGGCCUCUACCUCUUCUUUAAAAUAUUCUCUCAAGAGUACAUCAAUCUUCUGCUUUCUAUGUAUUUCUUUGUGCUGGGGAUCCUUGCCCUGUCCCACACCAUCAGCCCCAUGAUGAACAGAUUCUUCCCUGCAAAUUUCCCCAACAAACAGUACCAGCUCCUCUUCACCCAGGGCUCCGGGGAGAGCAAGGAAGAAAUAGUGAAUUACGAGUUUGACACCAAGGAUCUUGUAUGCCUGGCCCUGAGCAGUGUUGUUGGGGUCUGGUAUCUGCUGAGGAAGCACUGGAUUGCCAACAAUCUCUUCGGGCUGGCAUUUUCCCUCAAUGGAGUGGAGCUGCUGCACUUGAACAACGUCAGCACAGGCUGCAUCUUGCUUGGGGGCCUCUUCAUCUACGACGUCUUCUGGGUUUUUGGUACCAAUGUGAUGGUGACAGUUGCCAAAUCGUUUGAGGCCCCAAUAAAACUGGUUUUCCCUCAGGACCUGCUGGAGAAGGGCCUGGAGGCUGACAACUUUGCCAUGCUGGGGCUGGGAGAUAUUGUCAUUCCAGGAAUCUUCAUCGCCUUGCUGCUGCGCUUUGACAUCAGCUUAAAGAAGAACACGCACACAUAUUUCUACACCAGCUUUGUGGCCUACAUCUUUGGCCUGGGUCUGACCAUAUUCAUCAUGCACAUCUUCAAGCAUGCCCAGCCUGCUCUUCUGUACCUGGUCCCUGCGUGCAUCGGAUUCCCGCUUCUUGUGGCCUUGGCAAAAGGAGAAGUAACUGAAAUGUUCAGGUUCCAGCUGUCCGGUUUCAUGCAUGCCAGCAGGAGCUGCUUCUUCCCUGAGUCUCAGCCCUCACAGCAUGGCCCUGGGCCAGCCUGGAGCUAUGAGGAGAGCUCUACCCCCAAGGAGGUGCCGAGGGCCUCCAAAGAGGAGACGAUAGAAGGUGACAAGAAAGAGAAGUGACCUUGCCUAUGGACCAACCCUGGCGCCGCUGGGCUGAGGCCCUUCCAGACCCUUCGCAAGUGACAGACGAAACAGUUCUGCCAGAGCAUCGUGUUGUGUGUGUUGGAGCAGCCGCCCAGGUGGGGUAUUGAUGUACACCACAUAUCCACCCCUCCUGCUGCCCCCCGGGGCUGUGCAGCCACACUCUCCUUUGUUUUGUCUCCUACGUGAGAGCAAAGCAGGCAGGGGACAAACCACAGGCCGGUUUUUAAAUUUUGUAUUGUGCAUUUGCUUUCUCUCAUAUUAAACCAUCUCAAAGGAAGGAGA